AGAACGCAGUAAAUGCACAUUUCCUCUCAUUUCAGUUACUUUUUGAGUACUGAGGAUAUUCCCAGGAGAAGAAACCUUUACAGCGUAGAAACAUCAGGGACUCUAAAUCGGACUUGUGUGAGCUGUGAACUCAUUCCUGACUGUCAUUUUGUGGAUGUAGAAUUCAGCCCUGGAUCCAGCUACUUCCUCCUCUACUGCAAAGGCCCAGGAGUCCCUCUGGUCUCAGUACACCAGACCCAAAAUCCUCAAGAUUUCAUAAUCCUGGAGGAAAAUAAGAUACUGAAGGCUUUCCUUAGCAAAAAUUAUGUGCCACAAACUAUGUAUAAAAAGAUUCAUAUUGAUGGAUACGACCUCCCACUGCGCCUGACCCUUCCCUCCAACUAUGAGAACUUAGAGCUCCCUUUGGUUCUGUGGCUACCAGAGGUUCCAGGAUAUCAACAGGUAACAGAAGAAUUCUCUCUUGGAUGGGAAUCUGCACUUGUAAGCUCCUUCCAGAUUAUUCUAGCGCAUGUUGAUGGCAAAGGAUCAAGGAACCAGGGGCUGCAUUUGCUCCAUGAAAUAGAUCACAGACUGGGCUCAAUUGAAAUUAAAAACUACAUUCCUAUUGUGCAGCACCUAAAACAACUUCCAUUUGUGGAUAAAAACCGCAUUGGAGUGUUUGGUAAGGCAUACGGUGGAUUUUUGGCCCUGAAACUGCUGUCUCUACCUGAGCAGUUGUUUGCAUGUGGUGUGGCUGUCUCUCCUAUCACCAGCUUCCACCUGCAUUCUGCAGUGGUUUCAGAGCGGUACCUGGGACUGCCAUCCCAAGAAGCUUCUGCCUAUACGAUGGCCUCUGUACUGAAUGAUGUUCAGAGGCUACAAGAACAGCACUUUCUCCUGGUCCAUGGCACAGCAGAUGGUGAGAUUUCCGUCCAUGAACUGCACAGCUGCAUGUAGGACAACCUCAUCUGAAGGUUAUUAUAACAACCCAAUGCAUAUGCUUAGGUUCCAAAAGUUGGUCUUCAAGCUUCACUGGCAAUGCAGGAUUUAAGGAUGUACUCUUAUUAACACUGCUGUUUGAUGUUAAAUAGUCCGAUUGGCUGAUCCAAAGAUACAGAGAAUCCUUAAAACCUGUUGAGGCUAGAGGUUGAUUUGGAUUUUGGAAUAACAUGGAACUGCAUAGUGUAAAGUAAAAUUAAUUUGAUUGUUGGCAUGAUAUAACAAGGUUUGUUUUUAAUCAGAGAAUGUGUUUAUCUGUGGUUCUG
Xenopus laevis (African clawed frog) is the source of this 1244-nucleotide messenger RNA. RefSeq names its product inactive dipeptidyl peptidase 10-like. Bases 13 to 936 code for a protein of 307 amino acids. Lineage: Eukaryota; Metazoa; Chordata; Amphibia; Anura; Pipidae. The transcript has 10 exons. The record is from RefSeq and is a predicted model, not a curated record.